AUGGUGGACGGAGAUUCUAACUCUCCCACCUGGAAGUUCACCCAGUGUUUCGGUGACAAAGGAGAUGUUGAGGAUAUCACAGAAGCUGAUAUCAUAUCAACCGUCGAGUUCGACCAUACUGGUAAUUACUUAGCAACAGGAGACAAAGGUGGCCGAGUUGUUUUAUUCGAGAGGAAUGAGACGAAAAAAACUUGUGAAUAUAAAUUUCACACCGAAUUCCAGUCACACGAGCCAGAAUUCGACUACCUCAAAUCCCUGGAAAUCGAAGAGAAGAUCAACAAGAUUAAGUGGUGCCGUCGUCAGAAUGCUUCUCACUAUUUACUUUCCACCAACGACAAGACGAUCAAACUAUGGAAGGUUUUUGAGAAGUCACUGAAAGUAGUAGCCGAGAACAACUUAUCUCACGACCUAACGCCCGGCAAUGUUGCUGGUGUUGGAGGAGGAGCCCCCAGGGCUCUUCAUCAGUCACACUUCAAAAAUGCCGGAGAGUUGAAGCUGCCACGAUUGACGCAUCACGAUACUGUCGUUGCUGCGGUUCCCCGGCGUACAUAUGCAAAUGCUCACGCUUAUCACAUCAACAGUAUCUCGGUCAACAGUGACGGAGAGACCUUCAUAAGCAGCGACGACUUGCGGAUCAACCUCUGGAAUCUUAAUAUUCAGGACCAAAGUUUCAAUAUUGUCGACAUCAAGCCUGCGAAUAUGGAGGAGUUGACUGAGGUCAUUACUGCUGCCGAAUUCCACCCCAUAAGCUGCAAUUGGUUUAUGUACGCGAGUUCGAAGGGUACCAUUAAGCUAGCAGACAUGCGAGAAAGUGCUCUUUGCGACCAGCAUGCGAAACUUUUCGAACAAGAAGAGGACCCGUCAUCGAGAUCAUUCUUUUCAGAAAUCAUAUCCUCCAUUUCGGACGUGCGCUUCUCAUAUGACGGUAGAUACAUCUUAUCUCGAGACUACCUCACUGUGAAGAUCUGGGACGUCAAUAUGGAACGUCAACCAGUCAAGACCAUACCCAUUCAUGAGCACCUUAGACCGCGGUUAUGCGAUACGUACGAGAACGAUAGUAUCUUCGACAAGUUUGAAGUUGUUUUCUCGGGCGACGCCAAAAAUGUCAUGACUGGAAGUUACAAUAACAACUUCAUGAUCUAUCCUUCGGAUCCCGAGAAGGAGAUCGAGGUUGUUCUACAGGCGGACAAAUCGGCCUUCAAGGCGAAGAAAGUAGGUAUCCCGACGCCUAUCAAUUCGUCGACGAGCCCCACAGCGACCAACGGCGGUAAGAAGGGCGGAUCGCGUGCAGGUAGCCCGGCGGCCGGUGCGGGUCAAGGACAGAGGAUGCGGAAGGAGACGGACGCAGAUCAGAUCGAUUUUAACAAGAAAAUCCUGCACAUGAGCUGGCAUCCGUUCGAGGACAGUAUCGCAAUCGCUGCCACGAACAAUUUAUUUGUCUUUUCGGCCCUCUAA
Messenger RNA from Daldinia caldariorum, 1455 nucleotides. Its product is annotated as protein phosphatase pp2a regulatory b. Gene Ontology annotation, biological process: peptidyl-serine dephosphorylation. The transcript is spliced from 6 exons. Gene Ontology annotation, cellular component: protein phosphatase type 2A complex; cytosol. The coding region runs from base 1 to 1455 and encodes 484 amino acids. Gene Ontology annotation, molecular function: protein phosphatase regulator activity; protein binding. The record is from RefSeq and is a predicted model, not a curated record. Lineage: Eukaryota; Fungi; Ascomycota; Sordariomycetes; Xylariales; Hypoxylaceae.